UUUCCUAACCAACAUGAAUACGUUGUGAAUAGGCGAAAGUUGUUAUGAGUAAGAGCACGAAACAGAAAUGCGCUGGGCAUGUAUGCAGACACAGACUUUUUCGUUUAUGGGAAACCCACAAGACAGUUAAAGCACAGAAACUCCGCAAAGAGCAAGACGGUCAGGUGAUAGACUUAGAAGACCCUAAUCAUGGUACAAAAGAUCCAGACGUCGUUGCUAGAGCAGAACUAAUUAAGGCGUGCAGAGCUUAUUUUGCUGACACAUACCUCAAGAAUACAGAAAAUAAGAUUGUAGGAAGGUGUAUGUACUGGGGAAAAUAAAAACAUAGUAAUACAGCCAAUGACUUUUAAUGUGCCACCAUAUGAAAUCGAAUUGCAAAUAUUCGUUGGUUUGCGACAUGCGACAAGUAUUAUUUAACUGCGGUUUUGUGUUUAUGAGGGUCCAUGCUAUGUUAUAUUAAAGCAAUAGCCUGGCCGAAUACAAGCAGGGCAAUAUAGGCAGCUUUCGUGCUCAAGGCGUAAAGAGUAUAAGUAGUAUUUUCAGUCUAAACUUAAAGCGGAAAUACGUCAUAACGACUCUGAGUGCAUGUGAGACUAGAAAUGUCUUCGACAAGACACGCCGCUUAGACUUAACAGCCGGCAACCGCUAAGCGACAGCGCUUAGUCAGUGUAUAGAGUACUCAGUACUGUAUACAUACAUGGCACAGCGCCAUCAGAGUGAUUAGUGCCAAGUUCCUGCGGCAAUGUUUUGAAUGACGAACACUUGAGAAUACUGAAUAGAAGAACCUUUCUUCGAUCGCUGAAAACGUAUGAGCGCUAAACCAUGACAUCCGUUUCUUCAUUCUGUUGUUGUGGCGAGUAGCGACCGUGGGUCAAACCUAACUCCAUGUAAAACGUAGCUACAGGCAGUAUACAGUACUAGCUAGCAUUAAAGUAAAGAGGUUUCUGUAACCUGUAAAGAUACGUAUAUAUAUAUAUAGCGUAUACCAUGAUAUUAUUAACGCCAAACUAAAAAUAGCAGUUAGGUAUUACAUUAUCUCUGUGUGUUGCUAGAACCGAAGUAAUGGCGGCGUUUUCAAAAAAUUAGUUGCAGCCGUUUACACAUUUUUAGAAGGAUCUCAAACUUUUGGUUCUAUUGCUAUUUUUAAAAGUUAGUUAAGUUACGAGAUGGGUGCUGGUAGUUCGGUAACGCCCCGAGAUGAUAUGCACCUUGUGAUUGUGGGCGGUGGUUAUGCAGGGAGCUAUUUCGCCGUGCAAAUGAUCAAAAGCGGGUUGUGUAAAGUGACGUUAAUAGACGGAAGGGAUGCAAUGUUUCAUAGCGUUGGUGCAUUACGAACAGUCGUUGACGAAGAUUACUUCAAAUAUUUGUUCAUUCCGUACGAUAAAAUGUUGGGUGAUUCAUUCACACAGGGUGAGGUGUCAGACUUGGACACAGCGUCAAAAACGCUAACGUUAAAAGAUGGGAAGACGGUCACCUACACACAUCUAGUGAUAGCGACGGGCAGUAGUUCGUCAGCCUUUCCAUCUAAAAUGGCAGUGGAUACUUCUGUAGAAGAGGCAAAGAAGUUAUACAGCGAAUACCGCAAAGAGGUGGUCGCUGCCAAGCGUGUAUUAAUGGUUGGAGGUGGAGCGGUCGGUGUCGAGCUAGCCGGAGAAAUUAAAACGGAAUUUCCAGACAAAGAGGUCACUAUUGUUUCUUCCAGCGAUUUUCUUGUCACCACACGAACAAAGCCCGCGUUUCAAAAGAACAUAAUGGAUUGCCUGGUAAAAAAGAACAUAACUGUCAUAAUGAACGACCGAGUGUCGAAUCUCGACGACUUAACAUUAAACAAACACGUGGAAGGACAAGUGGUUAAGACAACUGGUGGCAAGGAGUUGACAGCUGAUCUUGUAGUACCUUGUACUGGAAUUACAGUAAACAACCAAUUCUUCAAACAAGCGCUUGCCGGUGCAUUAACGGAAAGCGGUACGUUGGAAGUGAAUGAAUAUUUCCAGGUCAAAGGUCAUAAAGAAAUCUAUGCAAUGGGUGACGUCACGAACGUAAAUGAAGAAAAAAUGGCGUACACUGCAAAAAUCCACGCAGAUCUUAUUAAAUCAAACCUGCUGGCAGAGGCAAGCGAUCAAACAAGAAAGCCAUAUCCAGGAGCUCGUGUCGCAAUGGUGGUCCCCGUUGGUAGAACCGGUGGUGCUGGUCAGUUUAUGGGAAUGCAACUUGGCGACUUCGCCGUGAAAAUGUUUAAAGCAGAAGAUUUGUUUGCUAAGUCGAUUUGGAGUGACCUUGGAAUGAAGCUACCUCAGUAGUCGUAACAGUUGUGACUUUCAUACAACGAUAAGGAUUCAUCUCUUAUUGCAUUGUGAAUCAUGGUUUGAAUGUGUUAAUGAACACACCUGGCGUGGAUCAAACAGCAUCCGAUCUUGAAACGAAUAUCGGCGUAUCUUUAAAAUGAGUUUCUUUAAUAAAUGUUGUAAAUUGAUUUGUGAAAUAAAAUUUUAAAAUCCU
Ciona intestinalis (vase tunicate) is the source of this 2499-nucleotide messenger RNA. The record is from RefSeq and is a predicted model, not a curated record. NCBI's taxonomy places the organism in Eukaryota, Metazoa, Chordata, Ascidiacea, Phlebobranchia, Cionidae.